GUGGGCGCGGUGGCGGUGGAGCCUGGGAGCGAGAUAAGAGAAAAUGAGACAGAAGGAAGUGUUAGCCAAGACCUUCCAAGGCCCAGCUGUUGUCUGUAGGACUCCCAACAGCCACGUUUACAUGUUCAAGAAUGGCAGUGGGGACUCUGGGGACUCCUCUGAGGAAGAGUCACACCAGGUGGUGUUAAGACCCCGGGGAAAGGAACGCCAGAAGAACAGCAGCCAACCGCCAGGAGCAAGCAACGUGGUGCUGCUGCAGCGUGAGCUGGCCCAGGAAGACAGCCUCAACAAGCUGGCUCUCCAGUAUGGCUGCAAAGUUGCAGAUAUCAAGAAAGCGAACAACUUCAUCAGAGAACAAGAUCUGUAUGCUUUGAAGUCAAUCAAGAUUCCAGUGAGAAAUCAUGGGAUCCUCACAGAGACCCACCAAGAACUAAUGCCUCUUGGGGCCCCAUCCUCCAAGACCAGGGUGACCCUGGUAGAAAUGCCUGAAGAUGAAGAUGUCACUGGGGCAGCUGCUCAGGGCAACCAGCUAACAGACUUCUUCAAGGACAUUGAUGAGAACAUUGAGCGGGCUGUGCAGUCUGACGUCUUCCACAGUGACAGCUGCUGUGUGGAGGCCCCAGAUCAGCCGUUGCUCCCCAUGACCCAGAAGCCAGCAGCCGACGGUGCAGACUGUGGUAUUCAGUGGUGGAAUGCUGUCUUCCUUAUGCUUCUCAUUGGGAUUGUGUUGCCAGUGUUCUAUCUUGUCUACUUCAAAAUACAAGCCACCGGGGAGGCCUCAAGUAGCUUGAAUGCAACUGCUGUCCCCAAUGGCUCAAUGAUACUGAGCCCAGUUCCAGGGCAAGCCCCCCGGUUAGCAAUUCCAGUGCCUACCCUCCCUUCUUCAGACAACCAGGUCAGCCCUACCACCUAAGCAGGGGCCUAAGCUCUUUCUUUUCUAGAGUUGGCAGGCUUUGGCAAUUAGCCCUUGAUGUGUUUAACUGUCACCAGCUGUUUGCAGAGAGGGUUACAUUUUGCUUCCUGAAUGUGUGGACACCAUGGCAAUCUGAAUUGUAUAGACUGAGGAGGAAUGGCUUGGUCUAACUCAGGGAUGCAGGAGCCCAGACAUCCACCAGCCCAUCAAGAGAGACAUUUACAUGAAACUCUGGCCCUUUCUUGAAGACAUGUAGGGGCCAGCUCUGAGUGCUUGUACAGCCAUUCUGUGCAGGCUCCUAAGUAGACUGUGACAAGGGGUCUGUGGUAUUCCCCCCCUCCCACCAUGUUGGAUGGGGUCAAAUGACUGUCACAGUGUCCCUGCCUGCUAAGGGGAAAUGUGAGCUGAGAGACAUGUCCUAUGUCUAGAUUAAGGUGCUAUAUAGUAUGUCACUGAGUUUGUCACAGUUGACAACAUGACAUGUUUGCCUCUUCACUUGGCCCCACUGAGGCAGUACUGCUUCAGAAGUGAGAGCCCCAAAUCCAAACCAGCAUCCUUUGAUUUAAGCUACACCUCCCAGAGCCACACUAGGAGCAUCUCUGUGGUGGUGGCUCCCUGGAUUCUCCCAGUUGGUAUCUGGGCAGCAGCUGUUACUGGCAAGUCGUUUGAAGGGACUGCAUCCACCAUUAAGGUUCUAACACAUGGACCUUUGAAGCAAACUGGUUGCCAGCCCAGCGUUGUCAAGAACAGUGGGCCCCACCCAACCCCUACCAUGUGCAACCGAAGCAGAGUUCUUCCCUCUGCCUCCUUGACUCAUCUGUUCUUUGGGUCCUUAGAGUAAACUUGCACAUGCUGUGUCUCAGUGUUAAAACCAGACACAGUGUCAGUCAGCUUUCUGUAACUGUAACAAAAUAAUCUCCAGUGGGAAAGGUUUAUCUUGGCUCAUGGUUUCAAUCCAUGGCCUGAUUUGAGAAGUGGGGCUAUGGUAAGAACAUCAUGGAGGAGAGUGUGUGGUAGAACAGAUUGUUCACAUGGCAGGGAAGAGAGAAGGGGAGACAAGGAGCUUGGGCACAGGUAUCACUUUCAGAGUUCUGCCUGCAGUGACCUAACUUCCUCCCACUAGGCCCCAUUUCUUAAAGGUUCCAUUCUUCCCAACACUGAGAUGAGGUCCAAGCCUUUAUGAUAUUUGCCUUUGGGGGACAUAUCCAAACACUACCAAGGUAACUCUGGCUGUGAAAGGCUGUAAAGAGAGCAUCACCAGAUGUAGGAGAGUGCAGGAGGUCUCCUCAGCCACUCCCUGAAGGCAAUUAGCCGUCCAUGUCUGUACAGGGUGUGGGAGGAAGGGAUAAGUCAGCUUGCCUUGUCAUGGCAGGCAGAGACUAGAGGCAGACAGGCUAGCAGGCUUCUAGAUGGUUAGCAACUUGAUACUUAGGCCUAGAAACCUGACCAGAGGAGCAGGAUAGUACCUUAGCUGGGCCUUCUGUCUGAAACACAAUCCACCCAGGGUGCAAAUAGCAAGUUUAAAUCGUCUUCAGAAUUAAGUAUUUGAGGCCAAAAAUGAACCCAUGAAUCUUGGUACAAUAAACAUCUUGAUUAUGUAAGUGAUUUCUAUUUGGAUGCUCAAGACCAUUUCAGCUGUGAAGUUUCUCCUAAAUGUUGCCAUCAUUAACUUCAUCAGGCAGGGCUCAGAGUCCCAUGGGAAAAUAAUUUUUUGGCAGACAGAGAAUGUCUAUAUCUUUUCCUGUAUUCUGUCUAAAUUGUUGGGGACUCAUUGCUACCACCUGUAUACAGCCCUGUGUGGGGUCCUAAGUAGAACGUGACAAGGGCUCUGCAGGGUCAGGGCUCUUGGAGUUGGCUGGGGUCAAAUGACAGUGUCCCUGCCUGCUGAGGGCAGGGAUGGGCUUGGCUCAGAGAUGUGUGUUCUGUGUCUAGGCAGACCACGGUGCUACACAAUAGUAUCAGUAUGUCACUGAGUUUUAGACAUGUUACAGUUUUAACUUGUAUUUCUGUAUUUUUCUCAAGUGGAAUAAAAUAAUUUCUUCUGUGAAGGAAA
Molecule: messenger RNA, 2966 nt
Organism: Grammomys surdaster
Lineage: Eukaryota; Metazoa; Chordata; Mammalia; Rodentia; Muridae
Gene: Lysmd4
Product: LysM domain containing 4
Exons: 3
Coding region: 44-913 (289 amino acids)
Source: RefSeq, a predicted model, not a curated record